Molecule: messenger RNA, 3073 nt
Organism: Gasterosteus aculeatus aculeatus (three-spined stickleback)
Lineage: Eukaryota; Metazoa; Chordata; Actinopteri; Perciformes; Gasterosteidae
Gene: eve1
Product: even-skipped-like1
Biological process (GO): regulation of transcription by RNA polymerase II
Cellular component (GO): nucleus
Molecular function (GO): RNA polymerase II cis-regulatory region sequence-specific DNA binding; DNA-binding transcription factor activity, RNA polymerase II-specific
Source: RefSeq, a predicted model, not a curated record
AGGGUGAGGGAGGGUGUUUGGACCAAAACACAUAAUCUUCUCCCCCGACUGUUAAAACAAACUUGGAUGAAGAUAACUUUUAGCCCGACUGCUGCCAGCUUCUCCACCGGCCCUCGGAUCAGCCUGCUGUUAGGAGAUACAAGAGAAACUCAACCUAUGAAACACCGGAAAACAGAAAUACAAAGGAAGAAUUUUUAUUUUCAUUUUCGACGCUUCCAACAGAGACACAGCCUGAUGCUGGCGGAGGGCAAACAGACGCCGACGGCGGCUGCCGCAGCUGCGCACGUGGUGCGCGGUCCAGGUGGGGAGCAGCGGACAGAGCCGUGCCCGCGCGGCGCCCUGCUCGACCACAGCCGGCGCCACCGGACCGCGUUCACGCGCGAACAGCUGUCCCGUCUGGAGCAGGAGUAUGGCAAGGAGAGCUACGUCUCCAGGCCCCGCCGUUGCGAGCUGGCCACGGCUCUCAACUUACCGGAGACGACCAUAAAGGUGUGGUUCCAGAACAGGAGGAUGAAGGACAAACGGCAGAGACAUUCCUUGCCGUGGCCUCACCCUCUCGUAGACCCGUUAGGGGCGCUUCUGAUGGGCCACGUCUCUCCUUGCUCCACUCUGCCGUACCCGUUCAUCCCGCCCCACCUUCCACUCCACCACCACUACCCAGUGGCUCUCUCUUCGCCAGUGUCCUCGCCGCACAGCCGCUACAGUGCACCCAUGCGGACCUUGGAUGUACUUCGCCUCUCCCAUUACCACAACAGACCAGGAGGGCUGCCUCCAACAACAGAAGCCCUCUACCCCUCCACGAGCAUAUUGCACCAUCCUGCCUUGUGUCCCUGCCCCCUCUGUCUGCACUGGGGACAAGAUCAACUGUUGAAAGCCAGAGGGGAGGCCCUGGGAUUGAGCCAGGCCCGUAGUCCCAAAGCCAACAUACAGCCUGCGGGUCUGGAGCGAAGAGAAGAGAUGGUGUGAAACGAUCAAAGGAAUACAGUUAAGUUUCACUAAGAAAGACCUUGAAACUCACUCCUCCAUGGGUCUUAUAUAAAUACAUUUCCAGUCACAUGUCACUGCUGGUUAACAGGACCCAAAUGUUUACGAGGUGACACUUAAUUCUUUUAUUUUAUUAAAAUAAUUAAGAAUUCCGGUGCCCAGUCUUUAAAAAAAUCAGCCCACCCAACAGAAUUUUUGCCCAUUUCUACAAACCAAAGACCACAAAAUACUUUAAAUAGUUAUGUUUAAUAUCAUCCAAUCUUUGAAGUAUUGUGAAACGUUUAGACAACUAAUUUGUUAUGGUUUGAAAAAAUCAUCAUGGUUAUUUUUAAAGUAGUUACGCAGCAGCAGCGUCACAACUUUUGCCGUUAGCUAAAUGUUUUACCUAAUGUUACGUAACAAGCGUAGCAACAUUAUACAGUAACCAUAAAGUCAAUGUUUAGUUAUGUGCGCUGCCUGGCCAAUGAAGACUGACAUUUUAGUUUUUGCUACAAAUCCCUAACUGGUAACUCCUAGUCCUAGCAUUUAGGUUCUUAAGAUUUAAAUUUUUAGUUUCUAGGAAGAAACACUUUUUUUUAGAGAAACUAGAAUUUUAAAUGGGAUAUAUCAUGAAAAGUGUAAUGCUUGUGCAAACAUAUCCAGGUGUCUAGCAAACACACAAACUAUGAAAUUAGACAACCCAGUCAGUUUCUUUGUUGUCUAUAUCAAUAGAAAACAUGUUAUUAAACCAGCCAUUCAGAUUUGACCCUCCUUCCUAUGUCAUACAGCCCUCAUUAGAAUAUACCCCUCCAAUCUGAGUAUCUCCAUCAAUGGCUGAACAACUUUUGCAAAGCUGUGCCCUUUAGAGUCAAACUUUUUGCUGCCAUUGUUUGACUCAUAACUUGUAAUUGCAUUUCCAUACCAACAUGUGGGGGUCAGCUCUUUAAAAUGCAUUCUUGCACUUUAAUGUAAACCAAACCUCAUCCAAACCCUCAGAUUUGUCACUUUUUAAUGCAGGCGUUGAUUUCUGAAGAUAAACAAUUGACGGCCAUGUGUGGCAUGUGGCAGCGUGUUCGAUGUGAUUCAAAUUCUAUUUAGGUGAAGACAAGAGACGAUGAAGUAGAAAUUCACAAACACAUCUUGAAGUCAGUGUCUGUUAAAGCACAAUUGCACCAAGUAAAGACUUAAAUGUACUGUACAUAUUAUACCUUAUAUAAUUCGUAAUGAAUACAUAUUCCAUGUUUUCUCUGCUGUAACACCAAUGACUACUGCUUUUAUGUAUUUACACAACUGAAAAUCUAUAAGGAGUGUUAACUAACAUGUGGAUACUUUGUAGCAACGACUGAAGAGUAGAGAGAGUGCUCAAUUCGCAUAAAACUAAAGGCAGAAUUGAUGUCAGAUUUCCCUUGGGUGAUCACGACAAAAGGCAUUUAUUGACAGGACUCUAAAUAUAUUAUCAUGCAAUCCUGUGGAAACGUAUAACUGCAGCUGCUUGGAGGUACUGUAAACUAUCGUUCUGAGAGUGAAAUGAGAAGUUGGAUAUAAAACAGCAUGAUAGAGGCUGAAGUUGUUGAAAUGAAUGAAAAUGAAUCAUACAAAUGAUAUGUGCACUCAAGAUGUGUGAACGUAUUUGUAGUUAGAUAUUCAACAUUGUUUACACCAUUUCUUUGCAUGUAUAAUGAUUGCAGGGUGAUACUUUUGGUCCCAACCCUAAUCUGAAAAAUGAUGUGCAAUGUUUUGGAGUUCAUUAUUUGGAGUUCAUUUUUUUCCAGAACGGCAACCCUCUCUUUGACAUUGUGGACAUAUAUUAAGAUUAAUAUUAUUAAACUUUGAUAUAAACACACAACUUCUACUUUUUGUAUGUUGGGUUUCACAACAAAGACAACCCAAAAUAGACAAAACAUUUUGUUAAAAGGUCCCAUAUCUUUCCAUGAAGAAUAUUACCAGGCAUUCACUUCCUCUAUUGUCUAAUGUUGUUUUUAGUGUCUUGUCUGUUUCCAUUCAAUUGUAUGUAUGGAAACAUCAAGUUAUAGAUGCUGAAUUAAACAUAACUUGAAUUGUCACUUUUUUACAAACAAAUCGGCCUUGCACACAGUCAAAUAAAAGAUUC